UAGUGUCCGCUCCCACCCACCAGAAUCAGAUCUGCCCCUCACACACCACCCAAAAGCUAGUAUAGUCACAAGUCUGUGAACCACGGGACUGCCAGCAGCGUUGGGAGCCUCAGCGUUCCUCAUACAGGAUGGGCCUCCUCCUACUGCUCACCUCCACGCUCCUGUCCACCUACUUCCAUCCAGGGAGUGUGGUGAACGCACAGCGAAUAUUCACGAUAAGAGAAAUCACCCUGUCCAUUGAGCCCAGCACUGACGUGAUUCGGGACACUAACGUGACUCUGAGAUGCAAGGCCAUCGUCAGCAGCACUGGUCAGGAGACGCUGAGUCGUGAGUACACUAUAUACAAGGACGGCAACAAAGUCUACACCAAGACCUCUAGCACCUCGGAGGAUCUCCUGUACCCCCUGCUUGAGGCCAGAGUCUCCAACACUGGCAAAUAUAAGUGCAUGAUCAACAUUGAGGGGAAAAACAUGACCAGUGAAGCCAAGAAACUCACAGUAACAGGCCUGUCGAAACCAGUUCUCCACCUUAACAAAGAUGUGUUCAGUGAAGGGGAGGAGAUAACGGCCAGGUGUAUAGCGCCCAGCGAGAGAGGCUCCAUUUUCUUCUACUUCUUUGAGGACAACAAAGAAAUUGUGGAGAGGCAGGUCAACUCCAACCAGGCAGAGGCUAAGCUUCACUUCAGCAGUGUCGGCAUCCACAAAGUUCACUGUGCUUAUACUGUCCUCAUAACACCAGACUCCGUCAAGUCCGAGGAAAGCAACGCUGUUAAUGUGUCAGUGAAAGCUCUUCCCAUCACAGCAGUUUUGGAGAUUUUCCCGCGGUCCAAUAUCUAUGAAGGAGACCAACUUGUCAUCUUGUGCUCAGUUAGAAAUGGUCAGCAUGGCUUUGACACCUCUACCAGAAACCUCCACCUCUUCCUGAGCCAGGGGAGCCAGCUUCUCAACAGUGGCGACACCAAAGUGAACUACAGCAUGGUUGCUCUGGCAAAGGACCCUGGGGAGUUUGAGUGCAGAGUAGAGAUGAAGGGUUUAGUGAAAGUUGACUCAAAAAAGAUUUCAGUGACUGAGCUGUUUUCAGUGCCCACUCUCACCAUGUCUCCUACUGAAGUCUUUCGAAGGGAAUAUAUGACACUAACCUGCAAAAGUGAGAGCACUGCCUCUGAGAGACUCAGCAGGGAAGAGUUGACUUACACUCUUGAUCCACCUGAAAGCCCACUGAUCCCUAAAGGACAUGGAGUAUUUGCUGGCAAUGCCCUGUCGCAUGAUUUCAACUAUACCUGUGCAGCUCAAGCCAAAGGCAUUGUGAAACAUAGUGAAAUCCUCACUGUACGUCCCAAAGUUUCUGUCUCCGCUCCAAAGAUCACAGUGGUCGGCAGGGCAGUCCUAGGACAGCCCAUCAAGAUCCUCUGUCAGUCGGAAAUUGGCAGCCUGCCAAUAAACUACACGCUGAUUAGGGGAUACACCGACUUGAGCACAAUUGUUGUCAAGCUGCCCUUUCAACAAGCUCUCUUCACAGUCAACAUCACCAAGCCUGAUGAAAUCAGUGAGUACAUGUGCAGAGCAAAGAAUAGUCACAAGAUCCGGGAUGGUGUGCGCAGUGGAGGACUCAACGCUAACGUCACAGUGCCUCUGACGCAGCCAACCCUGACCGUCAUUCCCCAUCUACCAGAAAUCUCUGAGGGAGAUCAUCUCUACCUCAUAUGUGGUGUUAAAGGCACUCCACCGGUAACCUUCAAGUGGUACCGUGAUGGCCACGAACAACCGCUGUACACCACCACCUCCAACAAGAACAACACAGACUACCAGGUCCCCACUUUGUCCAAAGAGCACAGUGGCACAUACUACUGCGAGGCUUUCAACCACGCCAACAAAGUCCGCAGUGACCGGGUCACCAUAGAGGUGCGCCAGGCUUUAUGGAAGAAAGCGGUGAUCGGGGGCUUCUGUCUGCUGGCGGUGAUUGUGUUGGUAGUGGUGGCUGUGCUGUGCUUCAGAUCCAAGAGAGGUCAAAGAGAAGCAGCUGCUGAAUUGUCAGUAAAGCCUUCGAGCCCUAAAUCAGAUGACUCUUUAACAGUGAAUCUAACCCACAACACAGAGGUUUAUAACGCAGCCACAGACGCAGCGCCACUCUAUGAUGGCAAGGAGGGGAGAGUGACCAAUGGGGCGCGAGAUAGCGUGGCGUCGCUUCCCGUUGACAUCAGCAACAGGAGCAGCUACAGUAUCCCAGCCACAGUGUAGAGAUGCCCCACAAUCGGCGGGACUUGAAUUUGACUUUUUUUUUUAACUUUUAAAGAAAAGGAAUUUCAAAGAAAGGACUUUGAGAGCAAGAAUGCAAAGGAACUGAAGAGACAGUAAUCCUGCUUGUGAUGUCAAGUGUUGUAGGAUUUGGACAUUUUCUUCACUGAUGAGUUUCCUCAUCAGGACCCGCUGCUCCCUCUCCCCUCCUCCUGCAAUCUAGAUGACCUUUGAUUUUAUACUUAACAUUAUUGUCUUUGUCCUUUUGUUUCUUUCAUCACCAUGUCUGUGUGAUUCCAUGUCUUUUAUUGUUACAACUGCUCUGUUUGUCUGAUGUGCAUGUUUUAAGGCCCAGUGUUUAGGAUUUAGGGGGAUAUAUUGGCAGAAAUGUAAUAUAAUAGGUAUGUUUUCUUUAGUGUAAAAUCUCCUUAAACUAAAAAUUGUUGUUUCAUUACCUGAGAAUGAGCCAUUUAUAUUGACAUAGGGAGUGGGUCCUCGUCCACAAUAAUCACUUAAUCAUAAGCAAGUAAAAACUUCCCUAACAUCUAGAUCUUAAGUUAUCAGAGGAAAAGGUGCUGUGCCAAACAGCACCCAAGACACACUGAUUUGUAAAAAUGAAACUGCUUUAUUCACUGUUUUUUUACCUGUUUCAAUCAUCGGGUCUGUUUGUUUUGGAGAAGAAGAGACCUCUGAAGAUAAUUUGGCUCUUGGUAAAAACCUACUGAAUAAGGAACACUGUAGGAAUUUUAUGCAGGAGAAGUUUCAGCUGGUUGUAAUCUGCAAUCCUCACUGCUAAAUGCUGCUAAAAUCCCCCCUAAGUCUUACACACUGUUCCUUUAAAUGGGUAUGGGGACAGAUUGAUUUGUAUAUACAUUUUAUCACCAUCACAGGAAAUGUGUGUGUAUAUUUUUGGUUGAGACACUUGUAGAAUAAAGAUGUUGGUUU
Epinephelus lanceolatus (giant grouper) is the source of this 3179-nucleotide messenger RNA. It is a transcript of the gene pecam1b, whose product is annotated as platelet and endothelial cell adhesion molecule 1b. The record is from RefSeq and is a predicted model, not a curated record. Gene Ontology annotation, biological process: immune response; cell surface receptor signaling pathway. Gene Ontology annotation, cellular component: external side of plasma membrane. Lineage: Eukaryota; Metazoa; Chordata; Actinopteri; Perciformes; Serranidae. Gene Ontology annotation, molecular function: transmembrane signaling receptor activity.